Messenger RNA from Ixodes scapularis (black-legged tick), 2305 nucleotides. RefSeq names its product engulfment and cell motility protein 1-like. NCBI's taxonomy places the organism in Eukaryota, Metazoa, Arthropoda, Arachnida, Ixodida, Ixodidae. Gene Ontology annotation, biological process: cell motility; actin filament organization. Gene Ontology annotation, cellular component: plasma membrane. The transcript has a single exon. The record is from RefSeq and is a predicted model, not a curated record. The coding region runs from base 121 to 2256 and encodes 711 amino acids.
CUCGGUAGCUGUCGGGUGUAGUCAGCUCACUGCUUGCUUCCUCUCGCUGCGGUGACUCAAACCGAACUUAUCUGGCUUGGGGGAUGCCUUCGUUCUCUGGGUGUUCUGAAGUUUACAACGAUGUCGGAAUCCAAGGAAGUCGUGGCCGUCAAAGUGGGCGUCAAGACGAGCAAAGGGGAUCAACUCACCACCCUUGACCUCACUUGUCCGCUUCGGGAUACUGUGGCCGACUUGUGUCAGCGAGGAGGACUCGCCAUGCCCGAGCACUACGCGCUGGCAUUUGCAGGAGGUAAGACCGGCUACAUUUGCGAGGAAAACAAGCAGACAAUACGGAAGGGAGAUCUCCUGCAGCUAGUUCGAAGCCCUGCCGUGGUAUGCAAAGAGAUCAUUGACAAGCUCAAUUUCGCCUCUCUGGACGAGAAAAUGGUUGCACUGAACGUGUUACUCGGUCACACGUCGGAUCCCGUAUUCGCGGUCGACUUCAUCAGCAACAAUGGCCACAAGCUACUCUUGAGCGCUCUGGAGGGCGGCCUCUACAAGGGACGCCUUCUCUGCAAGGUGCUGCAGUGCCUCCAGGAACUGAUGGAACACAACCUGAUCUCUUGGGACUUUCUGUCGGAAAAAUGUCUCAAUCGAAUCCUGAAAGAGACUAAUUCGCUCGGUGCUUUAAACGCCCUGACGAUGGAGGUAUGCCUGAGUGUGCUCGAGUCUGUGGUCAACAGCAGCCCUUACGCGUACGAAAUUGUUUUCACUGGACUGCCGUGGGACAGAUACGUGCAUUUUAUAGUUGAGGGUUCUAUUUCCAUGUUGAAGAACAGCGUGGUGCUUCUCAACACCCUCUUCGUGAAAGGCAAUCGGAGUCAGCAGCUCCAGAUUGAAGACGCCAUUUUGCGGUUGAAUAUGAAGGUCUCCAUAUGGAAGAGUCUGACGAAGAAAGGGAAUGUGGACGUCGAGCUUGCGCAAGUCUUGUAUAUGCUUCAAAGCCUGCUGCUAAACACGUACGAAGAAAAACGAACAGCCACGCUGGACAUCUCGAACCCGGUUCUAACGGAGAAACUGCAACUGCUUUUGAAAUUCGGGUUCUGCAUCAACCCCGAGGAACUCGACUUGAAACAACGAGGAUCUCGUCGUUUUUCGGCAGAGUACACGGCACUGGGUUUCCGGCACGUGGCUGCUCCGCUCAAGGAUUUUAUGUACCCAACUGGGAAAUUUGCCUUUGAAAACCUCUGUUAUUUUGCGGAGAACCACAGCGCGAGUUUCACUAGGGUGGUCCAAGAGAACGUGUGCUGUUCUCCUCAGCAUCGGUGCCCCCUUACUCAAAGCAGCAUCAUGCUCUCCGAACUCCUGUGUCGGAUAUUCAGGAUAGGAGAACCAAUUUCGGAUCAAGGAACUUUCUAUCUGAUGUUCUAUUCACACGACCGCUUCUUCGAGGAACUCUUUAGCGUCUGCAUGGUGCUCGUCUUCAAGACAUGGCGCGAGAUGAGGGCAACGACGGAGGACAUCCACAAGGUCUUCAGCAUUGUUAAUGAACAGAUUGUUCGUGCUCUGAGCUUGAACCCCCGAUGCAUCAAUAUCGAUGCCUUCCGCGCGACCUUUUCAUCUUUGCCAUACUCCGAGAUUAUGAACCAGUUGCACCGAGAAAGCGCCGAGAGGAAAGCGUUCGAGAGCCAGUCGACGGCCGUGAAGGAGCUUCGCGACUCUCUCAAGGACGACAUGAUGGAGCUCGUCAAAUCGAACCGCAUCAACGUUCUUGCCGAGGGAGCCAGAUUCCCAAAGUACAACGCCAAGGGUCAGCGCGUCAAAGAUCGCUACGUUUACGUCAAGCUGUCCCCAAACGGAAAAACUCUUCACUACGGAGACUGCGGCGCCAGCUGCGAGUACGCUGCCAUCGAAGACCUGACCCAGAAAAUCGUGGUUGCGGAUAUCGAGGCUGUCAACACGGGGAUCCACUGUCCGCAGGCGCAAGGGAGAUCCAACAGGGGGGUGAUAGACGUGGCGUUUUCGGUGGUGCCGUGCAACGGCGAAACGCCGCUGAAUUUAGUGGCGCCGAGCGUCAGGGUGCUGCAUCGUUGGGUGGACGGGCUGAACGCGCUUUUGGGCCACGAUGUGGAUAGCAUCGAGGCUCGUGGGGACCUGGGCGUCCUUCUGGACAUGGAAAUCAAGCUGAGACUCCUGGAGACCGAGGGCGUGCAGAUCCCGGACGUACCGCCCCCGAUUCCGCCCGACCCUGCCGACUUCGAUUUCUGCUUUAUGUGAAGUAUACGUAUGUAAUAUCCUGCCCGCCAACAAACGGUCUUUGUUUUUA